GCGUCACCAAACCUGCGUAAUUCAAGGAAACAGACUGAUCAGGAGAAUACUGCCUCAAAAGUAGUAGUGAAAAGAUCCAAUCACAAAGAAAGAUGAACAGUUCUAAGUGCUUUUAUCUCUUCAAUUGCGAUAAGACGUACGAUUUAGAUGUUGUUGAGAAAUUGUUGGACGUCAUUAAAACGAAAACGACGGGGAUCGAUAUACAAUCGAAGAAGGAAUAUUUUCGCCUCCACCAUAUGCCUGAGUUAACUAAGACUAUUGAUGACCAGACCAGUGAUGGAAAAAUGAUGGAUUAUGCCAUUUUUGCCGUUAAUGCACACGAAUCUAGGCUGUCGAUUAACGAGGAUAACGCUGGAAUUGGUUACGCAAAUAUCUACAGAGCUUUACUAAGGGCAACGGGUGAGUGUUUAAAUUUUGUUCGUCCUUCAUUGGGAUAAAUUCAAAUCUUCAGGCGAUUUUCAAGUUUCAUCUUACACAGAUGAAACGAAAAAAAACAACGUUGCGGUAUCAAUAAGGUUUUUGCGACAAAUAAGCAAGGGUGAGAUCCGUUACUAUUGUUAAAUAACAACGAAAGCAAUUCGUGGACAAACCGUGCGUGACAGCGCGAGCUCUCUCUGGUGUAACGAAAUGAAUACCAAGAUGUCAAACUUCUCUCAGCUGAAGUCGGAGAAGUAGCUGGCCUGUUACUGUUUUUAUUGUGUUACUACUUGUUUUGUUUUUGUUUUUUGUGUCUUCUGGCAAGUGGAGAGACAGUUGGAAUAAAGCACAAACAGACUUUUCUCUUUCACUUUUUCAAAAGAAUACAAGACAAUUUGGAAGGAGAAUUUAUCAGUAUGUCACAAGUCACUUAGUCAUUCUUUCCGGGCAUCUCACCAUUCUUGCCUUUAUCCAAAAGUGUGAAAUUUAUAUGAAAUGAGGAAAAACAUUCAAACAAAGUAAAGCCUUGAUUUACUGUCUUAUUGGAGCAUUUGGAACUACAUGUCACUCAAACUAUCUGUUUGUUUUGUUUUGCAUUUCUAACUCAUCCAUUUAGUUUGAUUUCUUAGUAUGGACCUCUUUCAUAAUGGAGGGCAUAGUUGUUUUUUCUUUUAUGUGCAUGCAGGUUACCUUUUUUGGAUUGGCUUUUGCAUGGAGACUCUGUUCUUUUGACGUGGAUAGGAAAGGACAGCAGCAAGGCCUGCCAUUUAGAAACAGGUUUAAGCCACUCAAAAUUAUAGGUGGUUUGUUCCUUGCUGAGACCCAUGAAGGAUAAUGAAAAUCCUCACCACUUGGCUGAUUGUAUUGUUUUUUCACAUUUGUUAUGACCCCAGAUGAAAGAGUGAUUGUUGUUAUUGGUGGAGAUGACAACUACAGAAAUGCCUCUGAGGAAGAUGGAUCUCUCCUGUCUCGCUGGGCCCGAAGGAAGGUUUCUUCUCAGUUCAAAGAAGAAUUCAUGGAUGGAACCAAGGGGUUUAUUUUUUCUUGGGACACGAAACACAAGGGGAUUCAUGAGGAGGCACUGUUACAUUUUCUUGAUUCCAAGAAGAAGGGUCAAAAAUUUUUUUACAAAAAAAAACCUCAGGCAGAGCCCAUGCAGAGUGAAACUUUAGGUGAUCAAAAGCAGGUGUGUCUUCCCAAUAAAAAUGCUGCAAUAAACAUUCAUUAAUUGCAGCAAACCUUAAUAGAAUCUAAAAACCUUUCUAGCAAUUAUGCCAUUGGCUGCCCUGCAUUUCCUGGAAGAUGUAUAAAGAGUUGAGUAUUAUAUCAAUGCAACUCCCUUCAGGUGUUGUGUCUGCUGACUCUCACUACGCUUUAGCUAGAAAUCAAUUAUAUUUAAGAUGAAGUUGCUUUCUUACCAUUUCUGGGCUGACUUGUAGUGUUCCCACUUCAAGUCUCCACUUUAGGCAAUCAGAUAUUGAACUAUCACCCUUCAAAGGGUAAAUUGUCUUGGUUAUCAAAGGGCAGAAGAAAACACUUUUAGUCAAACUACAGUUAAAUUAUAUAUAAACAACAGCUUUUUUCUCUUAUUUCAAAAAUUUCUCUGUUCUCAUGUCCUAGACAACUGAACUACACAAAGCAAAAAUCCAAAAGGAAGAGGGAGGAGCACUUAGAAAGUUUGCAUCUGAAAUCUGUCAGAGGCAAAAGGAUGUCCCUACCUCCAAUCUUCAAAAAGAAAUGGCUGAGUGUGAUGAUUCCGGGGAAAAAUCCAAGGAGGAGAUGGGUAAGUAAACCCCUUUGAGUUAUUUCUGUAUUGGUAUCUCUUUUCUAUAAGUACUUGUGCAUUCACAGAGAGGACUCGUCAAUCCACAUUGACUUAGUUAUUUUUGCAGUACACAAUUAUUAAUUUACUAUAGCUUUUUAUUUCUUGACGAACCUUUAGACAUAUUCAGAGAGAAUUUGUUUCUCGUUUUGAAAAGAAUCAUAAAUUCGGAGCUUAUUAGCUUCGUCAAGAAUAUAAUUUUCAAAGACAGAAAAUGUUAGCCUUAUAUUACAGUAUUAUUUUAGCGCAUUAUUUUGUUUUGACGGUGUAUGGAGACCAUUGCCAGUCUCUGCAGAACACACGUAUGGGUAAAUAGCUCCAGCAUCAUAGUUUUCGAAAAGUACUUAGUCGGGUGUACGGUUCGACGUUACCCAAAGUCUGGCUACUUUGCCUAACCUUGUAACGCAAACUUGAAGAAAAGUCUUUCAGGCUCUUUAUGACCCCUUAUUUUCAAUUAAUUUGAUAGAACGGUGUUCGUCUAUAAAAUCAGAAACUGUCUACGGCCACUUUCAGGACGCAAUGGGCACGAACAUGACACAAUCGAAAUCUGAGGCGAACCAGCUUGUAGUGCUUGGCCGGAAUCAGUCUGAUUUAGCUCUUUUUAGGAACCUUUUCGGUGAUGAAUUCUCUGAAAAGGUUCUAUAUAUCUCCGGCAGCCCGGUGGAAUUCAAAGAUGUCCUAAAAUCACAUUCAAUAAAUUCCAUAAGAUCUUGUUUCAUCUUUUUGGAUGGAGCAGCCAUCUUGGAAGAGUUCGCAUCGCAUUACAAAGACCUGCUUCUAGUUGCCAGAGAUAACGUUGGUAAGAAAAUAUCUUUGAAGUAAAGGGGAAC
Molecule: messenger RNA, 3069 nt
Organism: Pocillopora meandrina
Lineage: Eukaryota; Metazoa; Cnidaria; Anthozoa; Scleractinia; Pocilloporidae
Source: the annotation of a GenBank genome assembly